AUGGCUAAUAUAUUUAAUUUGUUCGGUGAAAUAUCAGAACUUCACAAAGGUAAGAAUAAAAAUAUAUAAGAAGGUUAAUAUUUAUAUUUAUUGUGUUCUAUAAACAUAAUUUUAUUAUUGUGUUCUGUAAACAUAAAUUAAUGUUUCAAUCCUUUAAUGUACAUAUAUAUUACUAAUGAAUAUAUUACUAACUAUUAUAGAUCCAGUUACGAAAUCUUUAGCUAGAUCAAAAAGUUCUCUUGAUAUAAGUGGUACUUCCUUGAAGAAUGUUAGCCGAUCAAAACCAAAAGGGUUAUCAAUUAGAUCUAACUCUGAUUUGAAUGUAUCAGUCACUGUGCAAAAUAUUCCAAAUAAACAACAGGAAUUACUGAAGCUAACACAGGUAGACAAUAACGGUCAAGUAAUAUCACCUAGAAAGGCUGCUUUAUCAAAGAAACCAUUUGGAUGUUGUGAUAAAUUGAAAGAUAUAUCUCCAAAAAAAGGAUUUAACACAAAAAAUAUAAAAUUACCAGAAUUAUCACACGAUGAAAGUGUUUUUAAAAAACCAUUACCGUUACCAUUAAAAAAUAAUAAUAAAUCAUACCCAGAGCCAGAAAAUCUAGCACCAUAUUGUGACAUGCAAUUUGAAUUUGAAAUAGCGAUUACACGCUUUUCAAUUGUCGGUGGUACAAAAUGACCACAGACAGAUGUUUGAUUGUAAUAGCUGGUAUUUUGGAAGAUUGUACUUUCAAUCAUAUUUGUUUUGUCGCUGAAAGUUUAUCUACGAUAUUACCAAAUUUUCAUUACAGAAGUAUUAGUAAAAGUUCCGCAAAAUGGGAUUGCUGGUUGAAAGAAACUUGUGAUCUUUAUGAAUGGAUUCACACGAAAUCUCCUUUAAUAUGGAAAGAAAUUGGACUUAGUCGAACUCACAUAAGUUAUAUUGGAGGCAGUUUUCAGUUUUGGGAAUUGUUGCAUAAGUAUUAUAACAUUAGUUCGUAUUUAAAUAAAGAAGAACUUGAUGCAUUACAAGCAGACUUAAUAUUUGCCCACAAUAUAAAAAGUCAAAGAAGUAAGCCUUCACAAGAAAAACAUCGCGUAAUAAUGAUAAUAGGAGCAGGGAGAUCAAUGUGCUUCGAUCUUGUUCCUCAAUUGUUAAUGACAAAAGAGCUCUGGUUAACUCAGGGAAUUGUUAUUAAUUUGUAUGACGAACCAGGAUGUUUCUUUAAACUUAAAAAAAUUUUUAAAGACGCAGGAACAAUAGGCGCUGGUUUAAAUACAGUAAAUAUUGUAGAAAGUAUCCCCGAUGGAUUAAAAGACUGUGACAUAUUAAUUUACCUUGAUAGUUUAGUACGAGAAGAAUAUGAAGGGACAGAUAAUUGGUUACAACGUAAUUAUAAAACUAUAGCAAAAUUAUGUACACAAAUAAAUGAAUAUGCACCCACGCAUAUGAAAGUAAUUUUCUGUUCAAGGUGUCUUCCAUGUUUUUAUGCCAAUAUUAUGUUGGAACUUGUUACAAAAUUAUCAAGCACAAACAUUGUAGUUGCUAGUGCCCAUUAUGGUUUAGAACUUAUAUAUACAUUUGUAAAUUUGCUUGGCCUUACUCAACAAAAUUUUGGCUGUCCACCUGUUUGGGGAUUUUUGGGAAUCAAUCACUUUGUCGAUGUUUACCAUAUGAUUCAAAAGUAUCAUGUAUAUUAUCCAAAUAAGAGAGCUUUAAAUUUAAAUGAGAAUGUGACACUAUCACUUGGAACUCAACAUUCCGAAUUAAGGUGGUUUUUUUAUAUGGCACAUGAUAAAAAUCCUUAUAAAAAUUACUUUAUACGCAAGGCCCUCCUUCGGUAUCAAAUGGGCAGAUCCGAAGAUUUUUCAAAAUGUAGAGCAAUUUGUGAUCUUCUAAAAUUAUGGUACAGUACGAAAGAAAGUAUUGGGGAUGAAAUUAUAUCAUUGGGAAUUGCAUCUGAUGGUAGUUCAUUUGGUAUCCCAAAAGGAUUAGUAUUUUCACAACCAGUUUAUUUAAAAGAACGUGAUGAUGGUUUGCGAAUAUGGGUACCUUUCAAAGAUUUUCCAAUGCCAAACAUGCCAAUUUCUAUAUUUCAAAGUCUUAUAGACACUGCUAUUUACAUUCAGAAAAAAAUAACUGAAUUCAAAAACAGUUUUGAUGCAUCAAAAAAAUCAAAUUUUCAAAUUAUAUAA
This is a messenger RNA of Heterotrigona itama, 2172 nucleotides long. The record is from the annotation of a GenBank genome assembly. NCBI's taxonomy places the organism in Eukaryota, Metazoa, Arthropoda, Insecta, Hymenoptera, Apidae.